AUGACGGUCAACGGCACAGAAGGUAGCACUUUUAUCCGCUCGGCGACGGCUCAGGGCCUCGCCGGAAUUUGUACUUGGGCCGCUCUUCUCAUCACCAGUCAUCAGGUUUUUUUUUAUGAGAAAGAAGGUUUUAUCAACUUUCUGAACUCUAGCUCAAAAUGAAAAAAUAAUGAAAAAGGAUAGGCGAAUAAAGAGAAAAAAAAAAGUUGAAAAAAAAUGAAGUUAGCCAUCUGGCUUGUAGUCAAUGUUUCUGACUAGUUGAAAAAGGAAGAGUUGCAAAAAUCUGGGAAAUUCACCGACUCAAAAACUCCUAAACAUCAAAAAUAAAUCAAACUUUAUUUAUUUCAAGAGCGACACUUAGUGGAAAGGGAUUCUCAAAGAAAAAACUGUUUAUAGUUACUCAUCAGAAAAGUUUCAGAUUUACCAACAUCUUCGCUGGUACUCGUGUCCGGCAGAACAACGCUGGAUUGUUCGUAUUCUCUUCAUAGUGCCUAUCUACGCGUUUGAUUCCUGGCUUAGCUUGAUCUUCUUCUCCGACAACGUCUACAUUUAUUUCAACUCGAUUCGCGAUUGCUAUGAAGGUUUUUUUCUUUUUCGAAUAAUCUUGGCUCAGGGAGAUGCUUGAAAUUCUAAUGAGUCCGGCCGUCGCUAUCCUCGGAUUGCAUGAAAAAAUUGGUUUCUUUCAGCGUUUGUGAUCUACUCAUUCCUCUCGCUAUGUUACGAAUACCUUGGUGGCGAAAGUAACAUCAUGGCGGAGAUCCGCGGAAAGCCAAUUAGGUGGGAACGAUUUCAUUUUAUUUCAAAAAAAAAAAAAAAUGGAAUGAUUGCAGACCGACGAACUACUUCACUUGCACUUGUUGUUUGGCUGGGAAGCAGUACACAAUUGAAUUCCUCCGUUUCUGCAAACAGGUGGAUAAGAACGCUUCUUAGAAAAUGAGUCAGUUUAAAAUUCAUAGGCUACGUUGCAAUUCUGUUUCAUCAAACCGAUUAUGGCAGUCAUCACUCUGAUGCUGACAGCUGUUGGAAAGUACGAGGACGGUAACUGGAGGUUCAUUGAAGAUAUGAAAGCAGUUUUGAUGAGCGAACUUCUUUUUCAGUUUGGACCAAGGCUACAUCUACAUCACCCUGGUCUAUAACGUUUCAAUUUCACUCGCACUCUAUGGAAUGUUCCUAUUCUACGCUGCCACUCGUGACCUUCUCAGCCCCUAUCGUCCCGUCCUUAAGUUCCUCACCGUGAAGAGUGUCAUCUUCUUGUCCUUUUGGCAAGGUGAAGAGUGAAUGAACUUCAAUCAAUACCAGUUUUCUCUUCAGGAUUUUUGAUUGCGGUCCUUGGUGCGACUUCGGUGAUCGAUCCGGUAAGAAACGCAGAGGGCGAAGAAAUAAUCGGCCGCGGAACCGUUGCCGCUGGAUGGCAAAACUUUUUCAUCUGCAUCGAAAUGCUUUUUGCAGCGAUUGCUCUUCGUUUUGCCUUCAGCGUUUCGGCCUAUGCUGAUGCUCACAAUGGUACAAAACAUUGAAUGUUUUUCAUAUAACAAGUUUACAGUGAACCAUUCAAAUGACGGUCGCCCGGUGACACUUCAAUCAAUUAGCAGCUCAUUGAAAGAGACGAUGAACCCAAAGGACAUUAUGCAGGAUGCCAUUCAUAAUUUCCAUCCGCAGUAUCAACAAUACACCCAGGUAUUUCACUAUUGAAAAUAACAGAUUUUAAUAAGAAAUAUUUUCAGCAUUCCAAUCCUCAACGAUCGGUCAGUGGUUUGAGUUCAGGUUAUUUACGCUUUCCCCCAAUGUUCCGUAAAUGUUAACCUAAUUAAUCAGGUGCACGAGAACUGGAACAGAACUGAUUUCUCCUUACUAUCCUCUUGGAAUGCUUGCAUGAAACGUUCCUGUUAGGAGUUUUUGUGAAGUUUUGAACGAACAUUUCUCGUUUGUUUGGUAUUUGGUGGAACAACGGUGGAGGCGCUGGAAAAGCCUUCGUGAAGCUGAGAGUCUUCAGGGGGAAGCUCCAUCGACCUCGGAGAGCUCAGCGACUCCGACUGCUUCAGCAAUGAACUUUUCUCAGUCGGACGAAGCCCGAGGCUUCAGCAGAGUUCCUGGCCUCGAAGCCGUGUCCACAGCGGCUACGGAUCCGUGGCGCUCCACGCCGCGCCUCCAAAAGUCCGACUACAACCCGUUACUCUAAGCGAAGACGUCCUUCUCCCUUUUCCUAUUAGAUAAGAGUGUGCUGUGCUUGUAUACCGGUAAGCAUUUUUUAGAUAUGCUUGCUCGGAUCUGUUCAAAAAGUGGGAAUUUGGAAGUAAGCUAUUGUUCUUAUAACUUGAAUAUGUGCGGUCUUAUAGCUGAUUCACGGCCAGCUUGGGACGCUAAGAGGGCGUGUCCUGUCUGGGCACUCCACGAGCCAGGGGCUAUCUCGUGCAUUAUCGUGUCAGGACCCUUUUUUCGAUGGCUCAAGCCAGCCGUCAAUCAGCUAUAUAUGUAGUUUCGUGACUUUUUUUUUGAAGGCAAAGAGUUGGAAAAAGUUUAAAUUCGGAAAUCGUGACGUUUUCGUUUUUUCUAAGAUUAUCUGUCUUUCUUUAUUUCGAAUAUUCAUGGAAUUUUUUUUUGAAUGAAUGAAUUAAUUUCGAAAGUCGCUGGAACGGAAGUAAGGAAAACAAUUAAAAAUGUCGAAAAAUAGUAGCAAUUUUUUUAAAUAUUUAGGAAUGAAUUUUCAAAACGUCACGGUCUGAAAAACGUAUAUGAUGAAUUUUUUCAAGUGCAUGUCAAUGGAAAUGAGUUGUUUUUCUUCAAGUUUUAAUGGUAUUAUCUCUGUUCAAGCUUUUCUUCUCUUCAUUUUUCUCUUUUUAUUUUUGUUUUCUGUCCUCUUAGCUUCUUCUGGCCCUGGGAUAUUUGAGCUUCUUUAUGUUGAAUUAUGGGUGGAUUAAAACACAAAUUGCUAUCAAAUUUAUCGGGUUGCAGGCGGCAGGAACUAGUUCGAGCACUGAAGAGCAGCGAGUGACGACUAGCGGCUCGACGGCCAACUAUUCGACGAUGGCCGCGACGGGUCACGAUGUCUCCACUCCCACGACUUCUUCUAUGCCUCCGACCGGCAACCUGCUUGACGCUUAA
Caenorhabditis auriculariae is the source of this 3102-nucleotide messenger RNA. The record is from the annotation of a GenBank genome assembly. Lineage: Eukaryota; Metazoa; Nematoda; Chromadorea; Rhabditida; Rhabditidae.